Molecule: messenger RNA, 1073 nt
Organism: Zootoca vivipara (common lizard)
Lineage: Eukaryota; Metazoa; Chordata; Lepidosauria; Squamata; Lacertidae
Gene: NUDT21
Product: nudix hydrolase 21
Biological process (GO): mRNA 3'-end processing
Cellular component (GO): mRNA cleavage factor complex
Molecular function (GO): mRNA binding
Source: RefSeq, a predicted model, not a curated record
GGUUCCCGGAAGUGUGGCCUACUGGUUCCGGUGUAGGAUUCGGCGGGUGUGAGGCGAGUGGUGUGCGGGACGGAGCGGAGGUUCAGCGCGGCCGGGGAAUGCUUGUGGCCUUCUGAGCCGCUUUCCGCUUUCGCCAUGUCCGUCGUGCCGCCCAACCGCUCCCAGACCGGCUGGCCCCGUGGGGUCAACCAGUUCGGUAACAAAUACAUCCAGCAAAGCAAACCCCUCACGCUCGAGCGGACCAUCAACCUGUAUCCACUCACAAAUUACACUUUUGGGACCAAGGAACCCCUAUAUGAAAAGGACAGUUCAGUGGCUGCCCGGUUCCAGCGCAUGAGGGAGGAAUUUGACAAGAUUGGAAUGAGGCGGACUGUCGAGGGGGUCCUUAUUGUGCAUGAACACAGGCUGCCUCAUGUGUUGCUUUUGCAGUUGGGCACAACUUUCUUCAAACUGCCAGGUGGUGAACUUAAUCCAGGAGAAGAUGAGGUAGAAGGUCUCAAACGUUUAAUGACAGAGAUCCUGGGUCGCCAGGAUGGAGUGCAGCAAGACUGGGUCAUUGAUGACUGCAUUGGUAACUGGUGGCGACCAAAUUUUGAGCCCCCACAGUAUCCGUAUAUUCCAGCUCACAUUACGAAACCAAAAGAGCACAAGAAGCUCUUUUUGGUUCAGCUUCAAGAAAAGGCUUUGUUUGCCGUCCCCAAAAAUUACAAGCUGGUAGCUGCUCCAUUGUUUGAGCUCUAUGACAAUGCACCAGGUUAUGGGCCUAUCAUUUCAAGCCUCCCCCAGCUUUUGAGCAGGUUCAAUUUUAUUUACAACUGAAUUUCCUGAAGUACGUGGUAGAAGCCGUCUCUGUGAGAACAGCUUUAAAAUGUAGAAGAGAGAACCUGACACAAAGAUUUGUUUUUUUAUGUGUCCCCCUUCCCCAAACUCUCUACCAUCUGAAUAGGAAAGUGAAUCUUGACUGUUUAGAUAGUGGAAUGAUGAGUGUAUUUGCAUUUUAAUCACCUAUGUUGUAAUAGUCACUUGACUUGACUUUUUUUAAAAAUAACAUUAAAACAAAAUGAUCUCCUUUC